CACGACACAGAUAUGAAAACACUAGAAUUUGUUUUUUUUUUUUGUGUGUGCUUCAAAGUUUCUCUAUGGAUGUCUAUUACUUCCACAUAACAUAUAUCAAACGUACGUAUCAACGCGUUAUUUAAAGUAAAAUACAGCAAAGAAAAAGUAAAUGUCAAGGUCCUGUGGCUUGGACGAGCGUUAUUAUAAUUAAAUAAUAAUUAUUUUUUUAAAUGUGGAAACUGUAUUACAACAUGGUUUACUUGCUUCCUUUUAUGGAGCUAUGACAGAAUUGUGAUUGAUGAUUACACCAUUCAUAUAAAAAUGUCCACUUGAAAUCUACUCUUUCAUUUAUGGUUGAUUGUAAUCAUUAUUUUUUUUUUAUCUUAAAUGUUACCAUACGUAUUAAAUGUGUCAAGGAAGACUUUAGUUACUAAAGUGCAUUUGGGUCCCAUGGACUUUUAUUUUGAAAAACGAAUCACCGGAAAACAUACUGAAAUAAAUAUUUGGUUCGUUUCAAAGAUUGUUUUAGUAAAUAAGGAAAUCUUGGCUCAGAUUGGUCUUUUUAUUGAUUUUAAUAUAACGUAUGUAUAUAUAUAUACAUCAAUAAAAUAAUACAGCAAAGGACAUGUUCAUGUUAUAGCGUUUGAGACACUGCGGGGCUUUUCAUAGCCGCCAUCUUUGUUCGGGGCAAAGAUGCCGAAAAGUUGUUCUGCAUAUAAUUGCACAAAUAGGUACAACAACAAAAAUCCCGAAAUCACGUUCCACAGGUUCCCUUUCAGCAAACCAUCAGUUCUGAGACAAUGGUUAGAUAACAUUGGACGUGACGACUUUCAGCCAAGGAAGCACAUGGUUAUCUGUUCACUUCAUUUCACCCCGGACAGUUUCAGUGGUUUGGGCAACCGUAAAAAUCUGUUGUGGAACGCAGUGCCAACUCUCUUUGCAGUGCCACAUCUGAAUGCAAAGCAAAAUAAUUCCAGGAAGAGGCUGAAGAGGGCUUUAAAAUCUGCUGCUGAUAAAUGUGAUGGCAUUUCACCUGAUAGGACCCCCCCUUUCUCUGAGGAUGCCCAAACUGAAGAGAUGCUUGAGGAGGCUCAACACUUUCCCACUACUGUAGAGGUUUACUGUCAAACCACAAAGGAUUUAGCUGCCGCAGACCACAACUAUGCCCUUUUGGACCCAUGCACGACCAAAGCCCGUCUGUUUGACAUUUUAGAUGGCAACAGAUGGUUACAGAGAAAGCUGCAGACCAAACGCAGGGUGAUAAAAAGAAUGAAACUUAAACUGCAAGAUGCUCAAAGAGAACUUCUGACUUUGCGUCAACAGCUCAGCUAUAGACACACACAUUUCCAAAGACGCUCGCAGCUCCCAGUACAGUGUGUCAGUUGUUCCAAGACCUAGUCAAGCAGUAAUAAAGACCUCGGGGAACAUCUUAAAAUAAAUUGAAAUGUUUUAUCAGUAAUUAGACAAGUCCAUUUAAAUCUGAACUUUACUAUGUUUUGGUUUUGAUAGGCCUUAUGUGAACACCCCAUUUUUUAUAUAGAUUAAAUGAAAAAAACUUUACAAUAAAGUCCCAUUGGUUAUUAACAGUGUGA
This is a messenger RNA of Pimephales promelas (fathead minnow), 1574 nucleotides long. RefSeq names its product THAP domain containing, apoptosis associated protein 3 (gene thap3). NCBI's taxonomy places the organism in Eukaryota, Metazoa, Chordata, Actinopteri, Cypriniformes, Leuciscidae. The record is from RefSeq and is a predicted model, not a curated record.